UAUUUGAUUGUUGAAUAAUAAUAUACUUAUCAGUCCAACCAAUCAUCUAAGAUGUCAAAUGAGAAGUUAUUGGAGGAUUUGGAACUUUCUCACAGUGACUCUGAAACGUCAUUGGGGUCAUCAACAUCGUCAACAUCCUCCUUUGAGACCUACAAUCCAGGGACUUCGUUAACUAUUCUGAUGUUUGGUAACGAGAAGAGAAUUCUGGACAAAAAUGCCAUAAGUCAACUUUCACAAGACUCUGGGUCUGAAACGCAAAUCCAAUCGGAUAUCCCCUAUUAUCAGCAUUGUAGUGUUCCUCAGUGCAAAACAAUGAAAUACAUCUUAGAUCACAUAAAGAUUUGUGAAGGAGAGAGGACCAGUCUUGAAUCCUGCUGUGUGCCAACAGUUCGGUUGGUUUCCAACUGGAACAAUUGUACAAACAUUGAAUGUCCGGUCUGUAUGCCUGUCAAGCUUGUGAUGUACCAUCUUGUGCAAGUAAGUGAAUUGGUGAAAGAACCUCAAAGUGCGGAAGAAAGUGAAGAAACACAACCAGAAAUAAAACAGUGCGAGAUGCCAUUCACUACGCCUAUCCUAGUGAAUCCUUUCAGUGCAAUGUUAAUGGUUGAGCAAACCCAAUCACCAGAUCGCGGUGACGUCUCACCAUCUCGAAAAAAAGCGUCUUUAAUACAUGAAUAUAUUUCUGAUAAGAAGAAGCAAAAGGAAUUGCUGAAUUGUUAUGUUACACGCUGUGGAAUCAUGAGAGGAAUAUUAAAUCAUAUGAGAUCAUGUUCAGGAAGUAGAUCAUGUUCUACACCACAGUGUUCGACAUUCAAACUUAUCAUGAAUCAUUGGAAAUAUUGUGUUCUACCUGAUUGCCAAGUCUGUAUAUCUUCAAAAGGAAUAGAAAUGAAUUUUGUCCAUAUGCGAAGACUUGCUUGUCACUACCAAUUACAACCUCAGGAAAAAGUACCAACAUUUUCAUCAAUUCAUAUUAAAACUCCUGGUAAUACAUUUCAAAAUAAAGAAAAACAUGAAUCGGAGGACGAGAAGAAAGUUGUACCACCAUCAGAAUUAUUGGUUCUCCUUUUGCAUGCAGAAAAGUGCUUGGAAGAGGAGAAUCAAAGUAAAUGUUGUGCAAAGUGUUCAGUUCAGUACUGUGAAAAUGCAAAGGAUGUCUUGAUUCAUAUUUCAAAUUGCAUAGAAGGCAAAUCGUGCCCAGUAUUACACUGUGCUGCAUCCAAGCAUGUAUUUAUUCACUGGCUAGAUUGCAUUGCACAAAAUUGUUCAGUGUGUCUUGAUGUAAAGGACUUCUUCAACCUCUAAAAACAUGCUAUCUACAGUAAACAGUCAAUAAUUACCCAACGAAUAUUGGGAAAAUUCUCAUACAUCAAUUUCAGAAGAGUUUAUUGUCAGUGACUUGUCUGGUUAGACAAGAAAAUAUUUUAGAGAACAUCAAAUUUAGAAGAAGAAUUUUGCAUAUGAGUACUGUUUGUUCU
Messenger RNA from Gryllus bimaculatus (two-spotted cricket), 1478 nucleotides. The record is from the annotation of a GenBank genome assembly. Lineage: Eukaryota; Metazoa; Arthropoda; Insecta; Orthoptera; Gryllidae.